AUGUUCCCAGUCCAUAAAAAGGUCAACAGACGGGAUGUUAAUAAUUAUCGUGGCAUCAGUUCGCUUUGCGCUUUGGCGAAACUGCUUGAGCUCGUUAUCAUCGAACCGCUAGUCACUCUCAGCAAGCCGUACAUUAGAACUGACCAACACGGAUUCAUCACGAGCCGCUCUACUACCACAAAUUUACUGUGCCUCACCUCUUACAUUACCGACAGUAUGUUAAAGCCCUCUCAAACGGACGCCAUCUAUACUGAUUUGACUGCAGCCUUUGCUACAUUGAACCACCGUAUAGCUGUCGCCAAACUGGACAAGCUUGGGAUUAACGGCAAUCUCAAUGGUUCCUGUCAUACCUCACCGGUCGCCGACUAG
Messenger RNA from Toxorhynchites rutilus septentrionalis, 369 nucleotides. RefSeq lists its product as uncharacterized. The transcript has a single exon. The coding region runs from base 1 to 369 and encodes 122 amino acids. NCBI's taxonomy places the organism in Eukaryota, Metazoa, Arthropoda, Insecta, Diptera, Culicidae. The record is from RefSeq and is a predicted model, not a curated record.